Molecule: messenger RNA, 3131 nt
Organism: Ricinus communis (castor bean)
Lineage: Eukaryota; Viridiplantae; Streptophyta; Magnoliopsida; Malpighiales; Euphorbiaceae
Product: calcium-dependent mitochondrial ATP-magnesium/phosphate carrier protein 2
Exons: 4
Coding region: 940-2472 (510 amino acids)
Biological process (GO): transmembrane transport
Molecular function (GO): ATP transmembrane transporter activity; calcium ion binding
Source: RefSeq, a predicted model, not a curated record
GAAACUAGGUUCUUACAUGCCUCACAACAUAAUUAUUUUCAAUCAUCGCAUCGAAAAUUAGCGUAAGAUUUUGAUAUAAUCCACAAUUAAUUAACAUGAAUCAAGUAUUUUAGGACAAGUGUUUGAUACUGAUAGAUGGCUCAUCAAUUUUACUUUUAAGAGAUUUUUUUUUUCAUGCACUCAUCUAUUAUGUCCAAGUGGCUAGGCAGAAUAUUUAUGAAUUAACUAUUGAUAAUAAAAAGAAAAAUUAUUGGGCGAGGGCGACCCCAGCCACAAAGGAAUAUCCCACUUCUGGUCCCCUCUGUUCUUCUUUUAUUAUAUCAAGGAAGAAAAAAAAAAAGAAAAAGAAAAAAACUAUUUUAUAGAGAUUGCAGAACUUGCCAACACGGCAGUUUCCUGUUUCCUGUCUGGCUCCCUCUCUCUCUCUCUCGCACAUUUUCACAAACAUAUGGAGGACGUUAAAUCUAUAAGCUCGAAAGGGCACGUUGUGUUACCAUCUUUCCAGUUUUACAUGCCCAUAGCUCCAUCAUCUCACCGAUUUCAAUAAAACCACAUUAAUUACACGUGCCAAUUAAUAGCCAAUAAUAAUAUCUGGGUUAAAUUUCCUUUAGCACCAGUAUUCCUCCCCGCCAUUUUGUUGCCUUAAAUCAUCAAUUUCUUUAGUCUUUUGCAUUUAGAAGACACCCUUGCCUUCUUUUAAAUCUUUCACAUUUCCUUUUUUUUCAGUUUUUGACACUUACUCCUUCUGUCUCCUCUUUCACUAAUUCAAGUCAAAUUGGCUUUCCCUCUAUUGGAAACCGUUUCUAUUUAUAAUUUCUUCUUCUUUCUCAUUACGGGGUCAACACACAGAGAUCUAAUAGCCCAUUUCAUUAAACUCAUGCUCGAACCCAAAAUUAGUGCUACGCUUUUUAGCAAAUUCUUGGGAACCUUGUUUUAAUCAUGUCCGGAGCGGGUCACGCCGUGGACCACCGUGUAGGUUUGCCGGAAAUGGAGAAGAACCAGAAUCCGAAUCCGAACCGCUCCGGCUGUUGCAACCCGGUUAAGAAACCCGGUCCGAUAACAAUGGAUCAUGUGUUAUUAGCAUUGCGAGAGACAAAAGAAGAGAGAGAUUUGAGGUUAAGGAGUUUGUUUAAUUUUUUUGAUGCCAAAAAUAUUGGUUAUUUGGACUAUGCGCAGAUCGAGGUGGGUUUAUCGGCGUUGCAGAUUCCUGGGGAGUAUAAGUAUGCCAAGGACUUAUUGAAGGUUUGUGAUGCUAAUAGAGAUGGAAGGGUUGAUUAUCAGGAGUUCAGGAGGUAUAUGGAUGAUAAAGAGCUCGAGUUGUACAGGAUAUUUCAGGCUAUUGAUGUUGAACAUAAUGGAUGCAUUUUGCCUGAAGAGUUGUGGGAUGCUCUUGUUAAGGCUGGGAUUGAAAUUGACGAUGAGGAGCUUGCACGCUUUGUAGAGCAUGUUGAUAAGGAUAAUAAUGGAAUUAUAACUUUUGAAGAAUGGAGAGAUUUUCUUUUGCUCUAUCCACAUGAAGCUACAAUUGAGAAUAUAUACCAUCAUUGGGAAAGGGUAUGCCUUGUAGAUAUUGGAGAACAAGCUGUCAUUCCAGAAGGCAUCAGUAAGCAUGUUCAUAGGAGUAAAUAUUUUAUCGCAGGGGGAAUAGCAGGAGCUGCUUCUCGCACUGCAACUGCUCCUCUUGACCGCCUAAAGGUGGUUUUGCAAGUUCAGACAGAAGACGCGCGUCUUGUUCCUGCUAUAAAGAAGAUAUGGAAAAAAGAUGGUGGUUUCUUGGGCUUCUUCCGUGGUAAUGGGUUAAAUGUCGUGAAGGUAGCACCUGAAAGUGCUAUUAAGUUUUAUGCUUAUGAACUGUUAAAGAAUGUCAUUGUAGAUAUUAAUGGGGGAGACAAAGAUGUUAUAGGUCCUGGUGAGAGACUUUUGGCUGGUGGUAUGGCUGGUGCAGUGGCACAAACUGCCAUUUACCCUUUAGAUCUCGUGAAAACUCGAUUGCAAACUCACCCUUGUGAAGGUGGAAAGGUUCCAAAAGUGGGAGCACUAACAAGGGAUAUAUUGGUUCAGGAAGGACCUCGGGCAUUUUAUAAAGGUCUUGUGCCAUCUCUUCUUGGGAUUAUACCUUAUGCUGGCAUUGAUCUUGCUGCCUAUGAGACGCUGAAAGAUAUGUCAAAGACAUAUUUUCUGCGAGAUACUGAACCGGGUCCUCUUGUGCAAUUGGGUUGCGGGAUGUUCUCAGGAGCCCUCGGAGCAACAUGUGUUUACCCUUUGCAGGUUAUCAGAACCAGAAUGCAAGCUCAACAUUAUAAUUCUGCUGCUGCUUAUAAGGGGAUGUCUGAUGUAUUUUGGAGAACACUCCAGAAUGAAGGUUAUAAGGGUUUCUACAAAGGAUUAUUUCCAAACCUUCUCAAGGUUGUGCCAGCUGCAAGCAUAACAUAUUUGGUUUAUGAAGCCAUGAAAAAGAGUCUAGAUCUAUGAUUGAGAGCAUUAAAUUGUUCCCUAUGGCCAGUAAAUGGAUCUCAGAUAUGGAAACAGUGAUGCUGUUGAUGACGAAAAGAAUAAUAGGAUUUACUAGUCUAGUAGGUAAUACAAAUUGUUUUGAGUUAUACUAUAGCCGUAACCCCCCUUCAAGAAAUGGGGCACAUAGUUUUGUUAGUUGAAGAGGUUUUUCCGGAAGCUUAUUUGGAGUUAGUGUUGAGAAACAGGAAUUAUAUAACAUCAUUAUAUCUGACUGCAAGGUGAUGGUCUUUUCCUUUUCCUUGCCAUCCCCACUUUGUUUCAUACUUUUGAUAACGUCAUAUCUAAGAUGACAGAAAAGGAACUAUAUUUUGUUUUAUGAGAACUCUUUAUUUCCCAAUACAGUCUGUUUAGCGUGUAGGGAAAGACGGUCAGCUAUAAUCAUCUUUGUACUAUGUGAAUUAGAUGAGUUUUUAUGCACAGACAGCAGUAAAUUGGAUAUGGUGAAAUAUCCGAACGGGACAUAUGGCGCAUGUCAAAGCCUUCCACAGAGGGGAGGUAGAGUCUGUAUCAUCAACAUGAGUUUGCAUUUCUACUGUAUUUUCUCUGUUGUGAUCAUCAACUACUUCUACCUGUAAGCUACAAUAUCAUUGCAUGAUCUUUUUUUGUAUGUUCAGUCA